AAUGUACAUUCGUUUAAUUUGAAAUCAAUUUAUCUAAAAGGAAAUCAUUGAACACCGUUCGAAAAAGUCUAAAGAUUCCAAUUCAGCAAAUAUUUUCGUUAAAAUUUCGAAAAGAAAUUUUAAAAAUGAAAACAAAUGUGCUUAAUCGAACCUGCAACUUCAGUCAUCAUCUGAAAAGAGAUACAGACACCAGCGAUAUUCGAACCGCAGAUCAGAAAAAGUUUCCCUCCUGAAGACCCAGAUCAGCUGACUGAUGAGAAACUUAAAAACGCAUCAAACCAAAACGGCAAGGAUUCAACAUUCUUUUGGUUCGAGAAUGAAGGAAUGCCAAUCUCUCGCAGCAGACGCUACUCACAGCUGAAUGAUGAGAAACUUAAAAACGCAUCAAACCAAAACGACAAGAAUUCAACACUCUUUUGGUUUGAGAACGAAGGAAUCCCACCCUGUCGCAGCAGACGCCAUUCACAGCUUCAUCGCGACGCAGCGGCGCAUCAACACCAUCUGAAUGCAGUAACCGCCCAGCAUGUGGACAAGAAGAUUAAUCCCCAACACGCGUCCAUCUUUAUCCCAACUUCUGUACCAGUGGAUGAAGUUCUGCCUUUUGUGGCCAUCGACAUCGAUGUUGAAGACAAUGGAGACCAAGUAGGUGAAGUUCUGCCUUUUGUGGCCAUCGACAUCGAUGUUGAAGACAAUGGAGACCAAACGGAUGAGAAAUCUGCAAACCAAUUGCCACCAGUUGACAAGGUUAAUCCCUAUCGAUUGGUUAAGGCCAGCGGUGUUAAAUCCUCCCCUAGGCCGGUCUACCCGAUUGUAACGGGAUUUCCACCACCAAUACCUGAAGAGUACCAGGACCGAACUUGGCCCAUCCAAGAAGGACGUGAACAUGUGUCCAUCUUUGUCCCAACUGUUGUACCAGUAGGUGAAGUUCUGCCUUUUGUGGCCAUCGACAUCGAUGUUGAAGACAAUGGAGACCAAGUAGGUGAAGUUCUGCCUUUUGUGGCCAUCGACAUCGAUGUUGAAGACAAUGGAGACCAAACGGAUGAGAAAUCUGCAAAUCAAUUGCCACCAGUUGACAAGGUUAAUCCCUAUCGAUUGGUUAAGGCCAACGGUGUUAAAUCCUCACCGAGACCGGUCUACCCGAUGGUAACGGGAUUUCCACCACCCAUACCUCAAGAGUACCAGGAACGAAACUGGCCCAGCCAAGAAAGAAGUGAACGCGUAUCCAUCUUUGUCCCAACUGUUGUACCAGUAGGUGAAGUUCUGCCUUUUGUGGCCAUCGACAUCGAUGUUGAAGACAAUGGAGACCAAGUAGGUGAAGUACUGCCUUUUGUGGCCAUCGACAUCGAUGUUGAAGACAAUGAAGACCAAGUAGGUGAAGUUCUGCCUUUUGUGGCCAUCGACAUCGAUGUUGAAGACAAUGAAGACCAAACGGAUGAGAAAUCUGCAAACCAAUUGCCACCAGUUGACAAGGUUAAUCCCUAUCGAUUGGUUAAGGCCAGCGGUGUUAAAUCCUCACCGAGACCGGUCUACCCGAUGGUAACGGGAUUUCCACCACCAAUACCUGAAGAGUACCAGGACCGAAGCUGGCCUAGCCACGAAGGAAGUGAACAUGUGUCCAUCUUUGUCCCAACUGUUGUACCAGUAGGUGAAGUACUGCCUUUUGUGGCCAUCGACAUCGAUGUUGAUGACAAUGAAGACCAAACGUUUGAGCAAUCUGCAAACCAACACCACCCGGCUGUCACGGGAUUUCCAACAUCGAUACUUAGCCUAGACGGAAAUGAAUUCAUGACUGUCUUCAUCCCAACUUUUGUAUCGGUAGAAGAAAUUCCUCCUUCUGUGGCAUUCGAUGAACAACCUGCAUCUGGGCAAUGCGAUCAAAGACACCUGGACAAUUGCCAAGACCUACCUUCUUCUCGAUCAACCACUAAGUCGCCACCGCAGUGCCAAGUAGUAACUAGAAUUAUCGACGCCGAAGAGAGUGUCAACUGGCCAGGGAUACCGGACCUGUGCCUAGAAGACUGGCCUAUAACAAUACAACAGCCUUCAUUGAAACGAAUACUUGGCUUGGAAACGUGGUCCGACAUUUUUUUUUAACUUUAAUGUUCGCUCGAACUGAACCAUCGCUCUUUCCGUGUAGCAAUCCAAAGGGACUGGUCUGCUAACCCGCUAAAGGUGUUGUUCAUCGCCGCGAAUAGGGGGACUUGCCUUACUUUUCUGCUUCACUUGCCUUCUUCACGGCGCAGCUUGAAUGCAUGUGUUGGGAUGUCAGUAUUGCACUUAUACUCGUUAAAAGUGCUUGCUGGUAUCUCGACGCUUGCUUCCGCUAGUCUGAAGAAGAUCAAAUGAUGGCAGAAAAUGUAUAGGUUGUCUCACUGUUCGCGGCAAUGAUUCACCUACCUUUACGGGGGAUUCUAUCCUUAAAAUAGUUGUUCGGUUCCUAA
Messenger RNA from Daphnia carinata, 2441 nucleotides. RefSeq lists its product as uncharacterized. The record is from RefSeq and is a predicted model, not a curated record. NCBI's taxonomy places the organism in Eukaryota, Metazoa, Arthropoda, Branchiopoda, Diplostraca, Daphniidae. The coding region runs from base 325 to 2094 and encodes 589 amino acids. The transcript is spliced from 2 exons.